This is a messenger RNA of Verticillium dahliae VdLs.17, 1809 nucleotides long. RefSeq lists its product as uncharacterized. Gene Ontology annotation, biological process: regulation of DNA-templated transcription. The record is from RefSeq and is a predicted model, not a curated record. The transcript has 2 exons. Lineage: Eukaryota; Fungi; Ascomycota; Sordariomycetes; Glomerellales; Plectosphaerellaceae. The coding region runs from base 1 to 1809 and encodes 602 amino acids. Gene Ontology annotation, cellular component: Rpd3L-Expanded complex; nucleus; Rpd3L complex.
AUGGCUGCCGUCGACGCCUCGGCCGAGGCUGAGGACGCAGUCUCUCCAAAAGACAAGACAACCAUGGAGCAAGACAUGCCGCAACCCCCCCUCAGUGCCAUCAACAACCCUCUGAAUUCACUUCAGAUGCGCGCCGAUCCUGAUGCCCAAGCUACGGUCACCGACUUUCUCGACUUCACCGAGUAUCUCCCGUCCGACAUGAUGCGCUCCCUGACGUUGAUCGGCCAGCUCGAUUCCCGCUACCACGACGCCUCACUGAACGUGCACAACAUGACGACCACAUGGGGGCAGCUUCCCAAGAUCCCGGCCGAGACGCGUCCCGCACCGAGUCAGCUUCGCGCCGACAUCUCAGACGGCCUCAACAGGACCGUCAGCUCGCGGGCCUUUGCGCACGCCGAGGCCAUGCGCAUGGACGAGAACGUGAACCGCCACUACAACCGCGUCAAGCUGAUCCUGUCCAAACUGCAAACAAUGUUCGAAAACUAUCCGACGGAAGACGAGCAGAAGAGCCCUGUUGCCGUGGCCAAGUCGCCGCAGCUGGCGAGGGCUCCGAAGCCGACGCUGCGCCUGGCCAACGGCGAGAAGGCGCGGCGUCAGAUGAUCCCGCGCAUCACCGUCCCCGGCGAGGUCCUGGCGCCGUACGACAACUUUGAGGCCUACAGCUCCGACAGCGACGAGAGCUCCGACGACGAGGACGUGGAGAUUGCGCCGUACAAAGCCGGCGCCGCGUCCAACGCGCGCGUCAAGCUCAUGAAGCCGCCCAAGACGCCCAAGCCGCAAAAGACGCCCAAGGCACCCGGCUCGAGACCGCCCAAGUCGGCGGGCGGAGCGGGCUCGGCGAUUGCGCCGCCCGCCACGCCUUUGCCGCCGCCGAAGAAGCCGCCCGAGAAUGCCGUGAUUGGCAGCGCAGACGCCCCGUGGCUCCAACUGACUGCGUGGGAGCUCGCCAAGCUGAGAAAGCGCAUGAAGAAGAAUGCGCAGUGGACACCUAGCGACACGAUGAUCUCGCGAGAGCUGAACGACCUCGGCCGUGGCAUUGAUGCGUACCGAGAGGCGAAGAGAAAGGCGGAGGAGGAGGGCAUCGCCUUUGACCCUGCUCCUUCGGCCAUCGCUGCCGAGUCGGAGAAUGGCUACCAGCAGACGCCCGAGGGCGCGCUGAGCGCUGCAGCUCUGCAGUCGGACGAGGUCCAGCUGAGCAACAGGGGCAUGAAGCUCAACGAAGCCAAGAAACUGAAGAGAGAGUCGCUCGCGAAACAGGCGGCUGAGGAGGCUGAGGAAUCUGCCCGCCUAUUUAAUGAAACGGCGAGGAUGUUGAUGACGCCCCAGCAGCCGCAGUCAAACUCGCAAGCAAAGGCGUCGAGCAAGCCCCCUGCUUCGGCCAAUCGAAGCCACAAGCGCAAGAGAGAUUCGGCGACGGAGACGGAGCCUCCAAAGAUUGGCGAGCCAGAGAAAGCCGCGCCGCGGCCGCCGCCUGCCAAACGGACCAAGACGGAAACGCCAGUGCCGCUUCCUCAUCUACGCGCAAGCCUGAGCACCCAGCCGCUGACCGAGACGCCCGUUCUCCCGCCUGUCUUGACGCCAGGGGGCACAGCCGUGACACCUCAUUCGACCACGCCAGUGCCGCUUCCUGUCCCCGGGCAGGACGCGACCAAGAGGACGGUGUCCCCGGCGUUGUCCAAAGAAAAUGGCGCCGGUGCUGGCACAAUCACGACGAAAAUCCACCACACCCAUCCUUCCUCCCAUCCCCCAGUCAUCAAAAAGAGAGACAAGGGGCGACGUGGCGAAGAAGCCGUCGUUCUCAGAGUCUGA